AUGAAUGUUAGAUAUAGGUUUGAUUUGAAUGUUUCUCUUAAUCUUCAAGAAACUUCAUCAAAUGUAACAGGUGAAGUUUUGCAUGGAGAAAAUAUAUUUCAGGAAGAAGAAACAAGUGAUAGAGCAGCCCUCGUCACAAAUGCAAGACAUAACCCUUUUGAUUUUGAUUUAAACAACCCUCCAGGUUUUGACUUAAAUGAAGCUCCUUCUCCAGAGCCUCCUACACCUCCUCAUAUACAAGGUGAUCGAGGCACAACAAAAGCAGUUGCAAAUGAGUUCUCUGUGACAAUGCGUACGGUUCAAAGAAUUUGGAAACGGGCCAGGGAGACUUCUAUCAACGGGAUGGUUGAUGUGUCACAUCUUAAAGCAAAAAAUUGUGGUCGUAAAAGAGUACAAGUUGAUCUUGAGCAACUUAAAACUGUUCCUUUGUCUAAGCGGACAACCAUCCGUUCCACUGCAUAUGCCAUCAAAGUCUCCAAAUCAACACUGCACAGGGAGACUUACUACCUUUUUACUGAUGAAGAGGAGCCUUACCGAACAUGUAAAAGUAAAAACUUUGUCAUGAAAGUCAUGUUUUUGGCUGCGGUAGCGAGACCACGGUUUGACAUACAUGGAAAAGAAAUUUUUUCAGGUAAAAUCGGAAUAUAUCCUUUUGUUACUAGAGAGCCAGCCAGGAGGAGUAGCGUUAAUAGAGCUGCAGGUACUCUUGAAACAAAAGCCAUGACUUCAGUUGGAAGGGACAUAAUAAGAUCAUAUAUGAUCGACAAAGUUCUACCGGAUAUCCGAGCAAAAUGGCCAGAUGGAAAUAGGGUGACAAUAUACAUUCAACAAGACAAUGCACGGACACAUCUUGAUCCAAAUGAUGCACAGUUCUGUCAAGCGGCCUCACAGUAUGGGUUUGAUAUUCGUUUGAUGUGUCAACCAUCAAACUCUCCUGAUCUAAACAUCUUAGACCUUGGGUUUUUUAAUGCCAUUCAAUCAUUGCUAUAUAAGGAGAGUCCAAAAACCAUUGAUGAGCUUAUUGAUGCAGUUGAAAGAUCAUAUCAGGCAUAUCCUCCAAGAAUUUUGAACAGAAUAUUUUGCACCUUACAGACAUGCAUGAUAAAAAUUCUGAAAGGUCGAGGUUUUAACAAGUAUAGCAUACCUCAUAUUAAGAAAAACAUUUUGGAGAGACAAGGCAGGCUUCCUAAACAGAUGAGAUGUGACGCUCAACUCAUUCAAAGUGUAAUUCUCUGGUUAAGCUCAAGUAGUUAA
Daucus carota subsp. sativus is the source of this 1254-nucleotide messenger RNA. RefSeq lists its product as uncharacterized. Gene Ontology annotation, molecular function: nucleic acid binding. Bases 1 to 1254 code for a protein of 417 amino acids. The record is from RefSeq and is a predicted model, not a curated record. The transcript has 5 exons. Lineage: Eukaryota; Viridiplantae; Streptophyta; Magnoliopsida; Apiales; Apiaceae.